This is a messenger RNA of Onychostruthus taczanowskii (white-rumped snowfinch), 5504 nucleotides long. RefSeq names its product SRY-box transcription factor 5 (gene SOX5). Gene Ontology annotation, molecular function: DNA-binding transcription factor activity, RNA polymerase II-specific; RNA polymerase II cis-regulatory region sequence-specific DNA binding. Gene Ontology annotation, cellular component: nucleus. NCBI's taxonomy places the organism in Eukaryota, Metazoa, Chordata, Aves, Passeriformes, Passeridae. The transcript is spliced from 15 exons. The coding region runs from base 26 to 2317 and encodes 763 amino acids. Gene Ontology annotation, biological process: cell fate commitment; regulation of transcription by RNA polymerase II; positive regulation of chondrocyte differentiation. The record is from RefSeq and is a predicted model, not a curated record.
CAAAGGGAAAUUGUGCUUUUCCAGCAUGCUAACUGACCCUGAUUUACCUCAGGAGUUUGAAAGGAUGUCUUCCAAGCGACCAGCCUCUCCGUAUGGGGAAGCAGAUGGAGAGGUAGCCAUGGUGACAAGCAGACAGAAAGUGGGAGAAGAGGAGAGUGACGGGCUCCCAGCCUUUCACCUUCCCUUGCAUGUGAGUUUUCCCAACAAGCCUCACUCUGAGGAAUUUCAGCCAGUUUCUCUGCUGACGCAAGAGAACUGUGGCCAUAGGACUCCCACUUCCCAGCACAACACAAUGGAAGUUGAUGGCAAUAAAGUGAUGUCUUCGUUUGCCCCGCACAACUCAUCUACCUCACCCCUGAAGGCAGAAGAAGGUGGGCGCCAGAGCGGGGAGUCCUUGUCCAGCGCCGCCCUGGGCACCCCGGAGCGGCGCAAGGGGAGCCUGGCAGAUGUCGUGGACACCCUGAAGCAGAGGAAAAUGGAAGAGCUCAUCAAAAACGAGCCAGAAGAAACUCCCAGUAUUGAAAAGCUACUAUCAAAGGACUGGAAAGACAAGCUUCUUGCCAUGGGAUCAGGGAACUUUGGAGAAAUAAAAGGGACUCCAGAAAGCCUGGCUGAGAAGGAGAGGCAGCUCAUGGGUAUGAUCAAUCAGCUGACCAGUCUGAGGGAGCAGCUGCUGGCAGCUCACGACGAGCAGAAGAAGCUGGCUGCGUCUCAGAUCGAGAAACAACGCCAGCAAAUGGAGCUGGCCAAGCAGCAGCAGGAGCAGAUUGCAAGACAGCAGCAGCAGCUUCUGCAGCAGCAGCACAAAAUUAACCUUCUUCAGCAGCAGAUCCAGGUCCAGGGUCAGCUGCCUCCAUUAAUGAUUCCCGUGUUCCCUCCAGACCAGCGAACCCUAGCAGCAGCUGCACAGCAAGGAUUCCUCCUUCCUCCUGGUUUCAGCUACAAGGCGGGAUGCAGUGACCCCUACCCCGUUCAGCUGAUCCCAACUACCAUGGCAGCUGCUGCCGCAGCAACUCCGGGCUUAGGCCCGCUGCAACUGCAGCAGUUGUAUGCUGCCCAGCUUGCUGCCAUGCAGGUGUCUCCGGGAGGGAAGAUCCCUGGCAUUGCCCAGGGGAGCCUCGGUGCUGCCGUGUCCCCUACCAGCAUCCACACAGACAAGAGCACAACCAGCCCUCCUCCCAAAAGCAAGGAUGAAGUGGCCCAGCCUCUGAACCUUUCAGCCAAACCCAAGACAUCUGAUGGCAAAUCUCCCACAUCCCCCACCUCUCCUCACAUGCCAGCUCUGAGAAUAAACAGUGGGGCCAGUUCGCUAAAGUCCUCCGUGCCAGCAACAUUAGCGAGUCCUUCAGCCAGAGCCAACACAAUAGGUUAUUUAAAUGACCAUGAUGCUGUCACCAAGGCCAUCCAGGAGGCCCGGCAGAUGAAGGAGCAGCUACGGAGGGAGCAGCAGGUGCUGGAUGGGAAGGUGGCCGUGGUCAACAGCCUGGGUCUCAAUAACUGCAGGACAGAAAAAGACAAAACAACACUGGAGACCCUGACCCAGCAGCUGGCAGUAAAACAGAGUGAAGAUGGGAAGUUCAGCCACGCAAUGAUGGAUUUCAACAUGAGUGGAGAUUCUGAUGGAAGCGCGGGGGUUUCGGAGUCGCGGAUUUACCGGGAGUCGCGAGGGCGCGGCAGCAACGAGCCGCACAUCAAGCGCCCCAUGAACGCCUUCAUGGUGUGGGCCAAGGACGAGCGCAGGAAGAUCCUGCAGGCCUUCCCUGACAUGCACAACUCCAACAUCAGCAAGAUCCUAGGGUCUCGCUGGAAAGCUAUGACAAACCUAGAGAAGCAGCCAUACUACGAGGAGCAGGCCCGGCUCAGCAAGCAGCACCUGGAGAAGUACCCAGACUACAAGUACAAGCCCAGGCCGAAGCGCACGUGCCUCGUGGACGGCAAGAAGCUGCGCAUCGGCGAGUACAAGGCCAUCAUGCGCAACCGGCGCCAGGAGAUGAGGCAGUACUUCAACGUCGGGCAACAAGCGCAGCUGCCGCUGGCCACGGCGGGCGUGGUGUACCCGGGAGCCAUCGCCAUGGCGGGCAUGCCCUCGCCGCACCUGCCCUCGGAGCACUCGAGCGUGUCCAGCAGCCCCGAGCCCGGCCUGCCCGGCCUGCAGAGCGCCUACGGGGCCAAGGGCGACGAGCCGCACGUCAAGGAGGAGCUGCAGCCCGACGAGGCCAACGGCGACGUCUACGACGACUACGACGAGGAGGAGGAGGACCCCGAUGCAGACUAUGGCAGUGACAGUGAAAACCACAUGGCGGGCCAGGCCAACUGAUGGGGCCCCGCCGCCCGCAGGACUUCAAGGAGGAAAGGAAAACAGAAAUCCAUAAAGCCCCGUCUGGUUUAUCCUUGCCAGUGGCCAAGCACAUUAACUUUCUCAUACACUGACUGUUACUUUAACUGUUAGUCUUAACUAGUUGGGACAUCAGCUGACUAAUAGACAUCAGCCUGCGUCAGAAGGAAAAAGGCUCAGAAGAAAGGAAACAAGGACAACGACAACAACAACAGAAUGAUAUAAGCUAUGGGUAAAAUAAUGCCAGUAAUUCAGCUGCUAUACCCAAGCACUGAAGUCUUACCCGUUGACCUUUUAUUAUUAUUAUUUUUUUUUCAAAUAAACUUUAUGGCUGUUUGUUCUACAAUGUUCUAGAAAUUCUCACUCAGGUACACAGUGCCAACAAGUGGCUUGUGAAUGUGUUUUGUUGUUUUGUGCUACAGUUUAAAGAGAAAUAAUUUUUUUUUUUUUUGGUAAUGCACCUGACAGGAAAAAAAAAAGAUAAAAUUCCUUUUAACCCCCUCUGUCUCCUCCUCCUCCUCUUCUUCCUCUUCCUCCUCUUCCUCCUCCUUCUCCUCCUCCUGACUGACGUCAAAUCUGGGUCAGAAGUGUGUGUGUGUGCGUGCCUGUGCGCGUGGCUGGCAAGGAAGGAAGUGGGGAGUCUUUCUGUUAACCCCAACAAGCAUUUCCUUUCAAGAGAGGACUUCUCUUCAUCAGUUGCACACCAUACUGAGUCUUUGAGCAAGUGCCAAAUUUGUACUAAAGCGCUGAACUAGUCCAAUUUGCUUUUUUUAGGUUGGUCUCUUCUUGUUUUGUUUUUCUUUGGUUUUUCAUUUGCUUCUUGCUCUGUCUGAAGUUAGGACAGUGUUAUAUCUUAGACAAUCCCUUGAAGAACCUGAUAUACCAGCAGCUGGUGAGAUUAGACAUAUAUUUUUGCUUUUGCUUUUGCUUUUUAAAGGAAACUGUAGGUGCUGUUCUCAGGUGAAAAAAAAAAGAGAGAGAGAGAGAGACAUAAGAAAUUUAGAGAAAAAAUAUUUUAUGGUCUUGGAUUUUCAUGUGUGCGUGUUUAUGGUACUAAUAAGAAUAAUCUUGGACUAUCGUGGGCAAAAAGCAUGUUCCAGAAUGAAGUCCUGCACCCUCCAAGCAACUUGGUCUGUAAGAAACCUUUACUUUUAGUUUGCACUUCAAGUGGCAGCAUAAACAACAUAAAAGGCUUGUCCAAAAUGUGGUUUGUUCUGCAGAGGACACAGCAGCUGGAAAUGUUACCAGGUGCUGAGCAUAAUUAAGUUACCACCAAGCGGGCCCAGUUUGAUGAACUCGUCCCUUCAGGCUGGUUGAGUACUGAUUUCUGAUUCAAAGGGCCAUUUUUUUUUUUUUUGACUGACUUCUUUUUCUCCCGUGCACUGGCAGAGAUUGUUCUUGUAUCAGUGGGAUGUUUGCGUGGGAAGGAAGGCUGAUAGCUGAGAGGAGAUUUCUGUAUUCCAAGGAGGGUUGCAAGAACUCAGCCCAGUGCAGUGCUGAGUUCCCCUUGCUGCUGCCUCUCACAGCUGAAAAAUCAUUCUCUGUGCUCAGCAGUCUGCAGUCCUGUUGUAGAGCAGUCCCACUGCUGGGGCAGGAUCAGGGAGCUGUCGGAGCUGCUCUUUGCCCGGGAGGGGAAGGGAAGCUCUUGGCACAAACCUUCCUCUGAAUCGUUCUUCAGCUGAGGAUGCCAGCUCUGUGUCGCUUCCCAGUAAAUUCCUACUCCCAGAGGGAGCAGCAUUGCUGUUGGUACCCCUGUACCUUACAAAAUCAGCCCCCUUACAAAAUCAGCCCCCUUACAAAAUCAGAGCCCUGCUCAGCGCUGCUUGGCAGCCCUGACUUCGCAAGCAGCCCCUCAGUCAGGCAAGUUCAGCCCUUGGUGGCAGGUGCAGGACGGUGAGCAGGACAGGCAGGAGGAGGGAAUGCUUUUCCUGGCCUCUCGAAAUCCCACUGGAAGUGUAACUUGAGCUCUGCAGACCUCGUGCAAAGCAAAAAGCAAAUGCCAUUGAGCGCUUAGGACAAUGCUCCCACGUUUGGGCAUGUGACAGUUGCACCCUGCUACAUCUCUUUUCUUUUUCUCUGUUCUCCCCAUUUUGAUUUCCACCUCUGCUUUGAAACAUUCUUUUCUGUUUUCUCUCUCUCAGAAGAUUUGCUCUGAAAUUAUGCUUGGAGUAGCUGAUCAUAUCCUCCGUGUCAGAGAGGGUUCUUUUCUGUUUGUAUUUUAUGACUGUGUUGGGGUUUUUGUUUUUUUUUUCAGUUGAACUGCCUCUUCUUGCUAGUGUUGAAUGGUAAUUAUAAUAAUAAUAAUAAUGGUCAGCUGUUCCCAGAUUAGUAAAUUAUGUAUAAUUUAUUUACACCCUCCCCCCUUUUUUAACUUUAUUUUAUUCUGUUCUAAUUUGGCAGUGCAGCAAAUGAAGCUGUUAGGCUAUUUAAAAUGGAUACCCCUCCCCACCUUACCUUUUUAUAUAUAUAUAAAUAUAUAUAUAUAUAUACAUAUGAAAACAAAUCGCUUCUUCUUCUGCUCACACCAUUUCUCUUUCUUUUAUUUUAAUUUUGGCCCCAGCCAUGUCAACUUCUGAUGUUUAUUAUGAUGGAGUGAAUUAAUGGGAGUGUUGUUUUCAAUCUUAAUUAACUUCUGCUCUCUCAUCACUCAUUUUAGUUAUUUAAUUACACCAGUCAUCUAGAGCCAAUUUUUUUGAAGCACUCUGUUUGGAUAAGAAGGAAAAAAAAGUAGACAAUUGUUUUUAUAUCAUUAUUAUGUACAAUGUGAAAACAGAUAUUUGCUCCUUUUUAUUUUAAUUUUUUUAAAACUUUUAAAUUUGUUCCCUGUCUUUGUGAACAAAUUACUUCUGACUCCUGUGGGUUCACCUCACAUUUGCUGGAUGCUUGAUUUCCACCACAGUUGAGAGUCCCUCCGGUUGAAUUGUGUCACUUCAGGCCACCAGGAUACUUUGUUUUAGCUCCAGGUAGGUGCCUCGCUGCGGGCUGGGGCUGGAGCAAGCCUUGGGCUGGCAGGGCUCAGGGGGAAGGGGCCCUUGGGCUCCAGUGGGACCAACUCCUGGCCCUGAAAUCCCAGGAGAGGCUGGGGGCAGCCUGCUGGGCACCAGGGCUGGGCAGUGCUGCUGUCCCCAGCCUGCUGUCCCUGGCACAGUGGGCAGUGCCUGCUGUCCCC